UGGGGUGGGCAAGGAGGGCUCUAGCGUCACGUGCCUGCGCAGGGACCUCAAUAAAUGCCGGCGAGCGCUGGGGAGCAGCGGAAGCGCCUUGCUCCGGGGCUCUGCUCUCGCUUAGACGUCACCCGGCCAAAGCCAGAGGUACCCGCGGAGCUUUCUCCUUGCCCCACCCAGCACCGACGGUUGAGGAGCACAGGGGAGCCCCCACUGCCGAGCGAGCUGCUUUCCGGGGGGGCCACUAACUUCGGAGCUCGCGGCCGCUGCUCCUCCCAGGUUUGCGGGGAGUCAGGGAGGUAGCGGCUGGUCCACAGCAGCCAGCCAGCUCCUUGUUCAGAGUGGCGCGGUGGCCUGGUCCUUUCCCCUCGUUGGCUCUGUGCAGUGCUGAGUGGAGGCUCGGGACAGCUGCAGAGAUCGGCCAUCCCGCUGGGCUCCGCUCUCCGGGGGAACAGCACACUGGAGAGCCAAAAGGAGUGGACGAGCCUGUCUUGGAGAUUUUCCCAGGGAAACCCCGAGGCCGGUCAUUAUGAUGUGUACAGCACGGGAGUGGCUCAGAGUGACUGCACUCCUAUUCAUGGCUAGAGCUGUUCCAGCUAUGGUGGUUCCUAAUGCCACUUCGUUGGAGAAGCUUUUGGAAAAGUACAUGGAUGAGGAUGGUGAAUGGUGGACAGCUAAGCAAAGAGGGAAAAGAGCCAUCACAGACAAUGACAUGCAGAGCAUCUUGGAUCUCCAUAAUAAACUGAGAAGUCAGGUGUACCCAACAGCUUCUAAUAUGGAGUAUAUGACGUGGGAUGUGGAGCUGGAAAGAUCCGCGGAAUCCUGGGCUGAAACAUGCCUGUGGGAGCAUGGACCUUCAAGCCUGCUGCCCUCCAUCGGACAGAAUUUGGGAGCACACUGGGGAAGAUAUCGACCACCAACCUUUCAUGUACAAGCGUGGUAUGACGAAGUGAGAGACUUUAGCUACCCAUAUGAGCAUGAGUGCAAUCCUUAUUGUCCUUUCAGAUGCUCUGGCCCUGUUUGCACACACUACACUCAGGUGGUGUGGGCAACCAGCAGCAGGAUAGGCUGUGCCAUCAAUCUUUGCCACAGCAUGAACAUCUGGGGACAGAUAUGGCCCAAGGCCGUCUACCUGGUGUGCAAUUAUUCUCCCAAGGGAAACUGGUGGGGCCACGCGCCUUACAAACAUGGAAGGCCCUGCUCGGCUUGCCCACCCAGUUUUGGAGGAGGCUGUAGAGAAAACUUGUGCUACAAAGAAGGAUCAGACAGAUAUUACACCCCUCGGGAAGAAGAAACAAAUGAAAUUGAACGGCAACAGGCUCAGGUCCAUGACACACAUGUCCGGACAAGAUCAGAUGACAGUAACAGAAAUGAAGUUAUCAGCACUCAGCAGAUGUCUCAGAUUGUUUCUUGUGAAGUCAGAUUGCGAGACCAGUGUAAAGGGACCACCUGUAACAGGUAUGAGUGCCCCGCUGGCUGUUUGGACAGUAAAGCUAAAGUCAUUGGGAGUGUACAUUACGAAAUGCAAUCCAGUAUCUGCCGAGCUGCCAUACACUAUGGGAUAAUAGACAAUGAAGGCGGGUGGGUAGAUGUCACCAGACAAGGAAGGAAGAGCUACUUCAUCAAAUCGAACAGAAACGGUGUUCAAACAAUUGGCAAAUAUCAUUCAGCUAAUUCUUUCACCGUUUCUAAAGUGACAGUUCAAGCCGUGACAUGUGAAACUACAGUGGAACAGCUCUGUCCAUUUCAUAAACCUGCUUCACAUUGCCCAAGAGUAUACUGUCCUCGCAACUGCAUGCAGGCAAAUCCACAUUAUGCUCGUGUAAUUGGAUCCAGAGUCUAUUCUGAUCUGUCUAGUAUCUGCAGAGCUGCAGUCCAUGCUGGGGUGGUUCGAAAUCACGGUGGCUAUGUGGAUGUCAUGCCUGUGGACAAAAGAAAGAUGUACACUGCGUCUUUUCAGAAUGGGAUCUUCUCAGAAAGUUUACAGAACCCUACGGGAGGAAAGGCAUUCCGUGUAUUCGCUGUUGUGUGACAGGGAACACUUGGAAGGGGAUCGGAAAGACUGCUCCAAAUGCCACAUUUCUGAAGUUUGUAUACAACUGUAACAUUACUGUACAGAAGAAAGCAAGUGUUGCCAGCCCAGCCCCAGAGUGCAAAUACGUUCCACUCUUGAUAAACAAAGUCUAUAAAAUAAAACAUGGGACAAUAGGUUUGGGGAAAGUAAUGAACAUUUACUGGUUUUAGAAAUCCUGUGUUAAAUAUUGCUAUAUUUUCUUAGCAGUUAUUUCUACACUUAAUUUCAUAGUCGUGAUGUUCUACAUUUCGUAUAUUUUAUUAUAUGGUGCUUUGUAUAUGCCACUAAUAAAGUGAAUCUAAACUGAAUGUGAAUGGACCUUAAAGAAUUAUCUGUUGCAUUGAAAAUCAUUCAACCCUAAAACUGAACGAAAUGUUUAAGUCAAUUUUUUAAAUUAAAUUUUUAUUUUUUAUAUUAAUUACAGUUUAGACACUUUGUAUGCAACUGUAGACCCCUCCCUCAUUCCCUUCCAAUCCUACCCUCCCUCCCUCAUCUCCCAUUCCCCUCUCCAAGUCCACUGACAGGGGAGGUCCUCCUCCCCUUCCAUCUGACCCUAGCUUAUAAGGUCUCAUAAGGACUGGGGCUCCACAAGGAGAGCAACAGAACCAAAAUAUCUUGCCACAGGGGUCUUUUGUGAGACCGAUACUCCAACCAAGGACAAUGAAUGGAGAUAACCUAGACACCCUGCUCAGAUGUAGCCCAUAGUAGUUCAGUGUCCAAGUGUGUUCCCUAGUAGGGGAACAGGGACUGUCUCUGACAUGAGCUCAGUGGCUAGCUCUUUGAUCACCUCCCCCUGAGUGGGGAGCAGCCUUACCAGGCCACAGAGGAGGAGAAUGCAGCCAGUCCUGAUGAGACCUGAUGAACUUUUUUUAUAAGUCUAGUGCUAUGCUCUUCCUCUAACUCUCUAAUAGUCUUCCCUUAGGACUAGGCAGUUUUCCUUCCUCUUAAGUUGUGUUAUGCAGACUAUUAAGUCCGGCUGUUUUACUUGUUCUUUUAUGUAAAAUAAUCCUUUAAUUUCCAAGUGAAAAUAUUUGGUUUCUUGAUAGUGGCCUCACUAGUAUGUGGGCAAAGUCCUAGAAGUAUUAUGGGAACACUCCCUGAUAAUCAUGCAAUAACUGGAGGGCAAAACGGCACCCAGAGCUUGCUAGUGUUGUUAGGAUUGAGUUCACGUUUAUCUUUUGUAUCCUGGCAAGUACUCCUGCAGGCCAGGAAGUAUAAUAAAAUGUCUAAUGAGGAUGAACUGGUGCAUUACAUUAUUUUUUUAUUUUUACCACUGGUUUUCAUAAUGGCAAACGGCUUUGUGUAUAAACCUUCCAUUAGUGUGAUGCUAUUUUAGUAAUAUAUUUGUUUCUGUGAAAAUGUAUUGUGCCUUAAUACCUAAAUUCUGUAAAAUGUUGCUGUUCCUGUUUUUUUUUUCCCUGAUGGUGAACUUAAUCAUUUUUCAUAAGCAUAUUAAAAUUAAUCAGUUUCAAAAA
Messenger RNA from Meriones unguiculatus (Mongolian gerbil), 3540 nucleotides. It is a transcript of the gene Crispld1, whose product is annotated as cysteine rich secretory protein LCCL domain containing 1. Lineage: Eukaryota; Metazoa; Chordata; Mammalia; Rodentia; Muridae. The record is from RefSeq and is a predicted model, not a curated record. The transcript has 15 exons. Bases 521 to 2023 code for a protein of 500 amino acids. Gene Ontology annotation, cellular component: extracellular region.